AUGGCAACUAGGAAAGUCAAAGAUACUCAGCUAUACGACGUACUCGGCGUCAAGCCAGAAGCUACCGAUAUCGAGUUGAAGAAGGCUUAUCGAAAGCUCGCCAUCAAAUGGCACCCGGACAAGAACUCUUCCGAAGAAGCAGAGAUCAAGUUCAAGGAAAUUGGUGAAGCCUACCAGAUCCUAUCUGACCCAGACACUCGAGCGUUUUACGAUAAAGUCGGUAAAGAUGGGAUGAACAGGCCUGAAGCGGAGAAUAUGGAUCCUACAGAGAUCUUUGGGAAGAUAUUCGGAGGAGAGGCUUUCUUCGACUAUAUUGGAGAAAUCGCUCUUGUCAAAGACUUCACAACCACCAUGGACGUCGUUAUGACACCAGAAGAACGAGCUGAGAUGGAAGCUGCCAAAGAAGCUGGCGAGACCGACGAAACCGUACCUGGAGAUGCGGAACUAGCAGCUGCCGCCGCUGCAGGAGCUACCACCACAGCUGCAUCCGAGGGCACCACUGUCAACCCUACUGCCGCCGCGGCUGCUGCAGAAGAAUCCAAUACUUCCUUAGCUCAUCAUUCAUCUUUCUCCGCUUCUGCCUCCGCUUCUGGAUCAGCUUCCGGAUCAGUCUCAGUUGGUGGUGGUUCAGCCGGGAAAGACAAAAAGGGUAAACCAAAGUUGACACCUGAGCAGAAAGCUCAAUUGGAAGCUUUAGAGAAGAAGCAGGAAGAAGAGAGGAAAGCUAGGGUCGAAGCACUGGUCCAGAAACUCACUCAGCGUAUCAGACCUUUCGUAGAUGCCAAAAGUCCCGGAGAUAAAGACGAUCCAGAGACUAAAGUGUUCGAAAGCAGGAUAAGGAUAGAGGCGGAAGAUCUUAAAUUGGAAUCUUUCGGUGUUGAGAUGCUCCAUACGAUCUCACAAGUGUAUAUAACCAAAGCUGGUAAUUUCCUGAAAUCGAAGAAAUUCUUCGGUGGUGGAUUUUUCGGUAGAUUGAAGGAAAAGGGAGGUAUGGUGAAAGAAGGUUGGGGUUUACUUGGUUCAGCUAUCGGUGUACAGAGCGCUAUGGAGGAAUUGGAAAGACUCGAAGCUAAGGGUGAUGCUACGCCUGAAGAGAUGGAGGCGUUAGCUCAGGAAGUGUCGAGUAAGAUGUUGUUGACGACUUGGAGAGCGACUCGAUGGGAAGUCAUCAAUGUGUUGAAUGCCGUUGUGGAUAAAGUACUUUACGAGCCUGGAAUACAUAAAGAUGUAGCUUUGAAGAGGGCCAAGGCGAUCCUUACUAUCGGAGGGAUUUUCAAGGAUGUCAAGGCUGAUGAAUCGGAUGAUGAACGAAGAGAAUUGGAAAGAUUGGUUAUGAACGCCGGUAAGAAGAAAGAAAAGACCAAAGAGAAGAAAUCAAGCGGUGGUGGAUGGUUUGGAGGUAAAUCAUCAUCCCCCAAACCUGACGCCACUGUGACGGGAGAAAAGCCAGAAGUCCCAUCGGAAAAGAAAGAAGACGAGAAAGCUACUACGGCCUAA
Molecule: messenger RNA, 1497 nt
Organism: Kwoniella botswanensis
Lineage: Eukaryota; Fungi; Basidiomycota; Tremellomycetes; Tremellales; Cryptococcaceae
Exons: 12
Coding region: 1-1497 (498 amino acids)
Biological process (GO): protein import into peroxisome matrix
Cellular component (GO): cytosol
Source: RefSeq, a predicted model, not a curated record